AUGCUCACGACCACGAUUAAGAAGGUUAUCAAGAAGAAAAGCAACGACGAAUGUCAGUGCAUUGUUCUCGGUGCACCUGCGCCAAUUCUCGGGACACCUAUCGGUAGACGUAAACAACGCAUACUCACUGUAGCACCGUCAGAGCAAGUUGGGAUAUAUGAAAAAAGAUGGGUCACGGACACCACGAACCUUUUCAAAUCCCCAACUAUUCGAUAUAUAACAACUACAAACAAUUCCCUGAGUUGGCGGCUCAUGAAAAGCGACUGGCUCAAGUCGGCCUCAAGGAUCCUUGGAUUAGGAAUUAUGUGUACAUGUAUGACCGUGAGUAUCCUCAUGUUCGUGGGCAGUGGAACCAUUUCAAGAGGCUGGUCUUUCCUGGAUGGAAAUUGGGCGUUGGAGUUGCAGUGGCCAUGAUUGCGAUCGAAGAAGGUUAUCAAUAUUAUAAACAUGGAACGACGUCAUGGGAUGCUCAUCAUUGAAAAUGACUACUGUUCAUAUUUAUAGGACGAUAAAUAGUUCUAGCUCAUUGCGUU
Molecule: messenger RNA, 533 nt
Organism: Cylicocyclus nassatus
Lineage: Eukaryota; Metazoa; Nematoda; Chromadorea; Rhabditida; Strongylidae
Source: the annotation of a GenBank genome assembly